AUGGGCUUUGGGAAGUUCUUACCCUUCCUGGCUCUUGGCAUCUUGGUCCUGUACCAGGUGGGCAUGCUCGAGGCAGCACCAGUCAGGUCUGCCACGGAGGACAUCACACUCAGUGAGGAGGAAGAGGAAAUCCUUCUGGCUAUCCUGGUGAAGGAGAUGAUGAAGAAGAUGAUCGGUGAAAAGGAGCAGGCAGAACUGGAUUCCAGUGCUGCUACCCAGAAGAGAACCUGCAACACAGGCACCUGCUUGACCAAUAAGCUUGCUGUGCUCUUGAGCCAGUCUGGAAGUGCUGCCCACGCCAAGCUGCUGCCCCCUACCAUGUUCACCCAGGGCUAAAGCCCUAAAGGAAGGGAUCCCAGGAAGAAGAUGAUGGAGGCUGAACCCUACCCACUUCUUUAAAUUUAUCAUAAAAACAAUUGGAAAAAUACUAAACACACAUGUG
This is a messenger RNA of Eptesicus fuscus (big brown bat), 442 nucleotides long. RefSeq names its product calcitonin gene-related peptide 1. Gene Ontology annotation, molecular function: calcitonin receptor binding; hormone activity. The record is from RefSeq and is a predicted model, not a curated record. NCBI's taxonomy places the organism in Eukaryota, Metazoa, Chordata, Mammalia, Chiroptera, Vespertilionidae. Gene Ontology annotation, cellular component: extracellular region. The transcript has 4 exons. The coding region runs from base 1 to 336 and encodes 111 amino acids.